CCACUCAUAGACCAGUCCGGAUCGGGAUGGGUGACAAUGGCGACUAAAAGACCUUGAGUGACGAAGGGAGAGUGACGGACGCAAUGAUGGGGAUAAUGUCGGUUUCGUUGUCCGAGUGGGAGGGAAAUAUUUCCUUUUCGCAAAAAAACCAACGUAUGGUAUGAGAGUCGAACGGUCAAACAGCCACAUCGACAUCAUGCCGCGAGAAAAAGAAGACAUGGACGGCGAGAGUAGCGCCCAGAAUCCAGCCUUGCCUUCCGAAACACGAUCGAGCACAGCGCCGACACCACAAAAGUCCUUCAUGGGCCGCAUCUACCACCCCCUGGGCUUCACCAAAGCCUACAACUUUGGCUUGUUUGUCGUGUUUGCAGGGGCGCUGAUGGGCUUUACGCUGGCGCGGCUCCCGUUCCUCGACAUCGACGGCGUCUUUUGCAGCAACAGCGCCGGUUCGAGCCCAGCCAGCAGCGCGACACGGCACGCCGCCCCCGGCGAGUGCUUCUACUACUCGGCGGCCGGCUCGCUCGAGCGCAUCGGCAUCAUCAUACACCUGGCCACGGUGCUGCCAGCCGCUUUCCUAGCCUGCUUCCAGUUCGUGCCCGCCAUCCGCCGCCGCACCGCCGCGCACAGGGCCAACGGGUAUGUGGUGCUUCUGCUGUCGACCGUGGGAGCCGCCAGCGCGUUCCCGGUGGCGCGCCGGGCGUUUGGCGGCACGCUUGCGACGCAGACCGGGGUCGGGUUCCUGGGGAUCGCCUUCCUCGCGUCGCUAGCGUUGGCGUACGCCAACAUCCGGCGGCGACAGAUUGAGCAGCACCGCGCGUGGAUGCUGCGGGCCUGGUUCUACGCCGGCAGCAUCGUGACGGCGCGCCUGAUCAUGUUCCUGGCCGCGUACGUGGUCACGGCCGUGGGCGGCUACUACAUGCCCGAGCCAUGCGCCAAGGUGGCCAGCCUGGUGGGCGGGCGCGACGCGAUGCUGGCGCGAUACCCCGAGUGCGCCGCCUUUUACAGCGGCACCAACCCGGACCAGCACGCCCUGGUGGCGGCCAGUAUGACUCUGGGCCGGCCCGAGAGCGUCGGCGCGGCCAUCGACCUCAGCUUUGGCGCGGCCAUGUGGUUGGCCUUGGCCCUGCACGCCGUGGGCAUCGAGAUUUAUCCGAGGCCGAGAGGCUGCGGCAAAAAUCUUACCAGCGGCAGCUCGAAUCGGGCAUGGCGAACCCCGGGCAGGCCGGGCUGA
Molecule: messenger RNA, 1231 nt
Organism: Gaeumannomyces tritici R3-111a-1
Lineage: Eukaryota; Fungi; Ascomycota; Sordariomycetes; Magnaporthales; Magnaporthaceae
Exons: 2
Coding region: 161-1231 (356 amino acids)
Source: RefSeq, a predicted model, not a curated record